AUGGUCCUACUUGCCUUCACAGACAUGACAGCCACUGCCUGCAGUUGUUCGAUAACCGGUCCCCUGCUGAUUAUUGGCUCCGUGUUUUGUGUCUAUCCGACGUUUACUUAUAUUGCAGCAUAUGUUCUGGUAUAUAUGCAGUUCUACAGACGGAUGAAUUAUGCUUCGGCUCCUCCGGAUCUUCAUCGAAGCAAUAGUAACAUUUUCCAUGAUUCUUCCUCGGGCACGGCUCCUCACGAUGACGACGGAGACAUCUGA
This is a messenger RNA of Caenorhabditis remanei, 258 nucleotides long. RefSeq lists its product as uncharacterized. The transcript has 2 exons. The record is from RefSeq and is a predicted model, not a curated record. The coding region runs from base 1 to 258 and encodes 85 amino acids. Lineage: Eukaryota; Metazoa; Nematoda; Chromadorea; Rhabditida; Rhabditidae.